AUGGCCGGCGGUCUCACCAAAUACCGCCAUCUCGGCCGCAACUCGUCGGCGCGAAACGCUCUCCUGCGUGGCCUCGUGACAUCCCUCGUCCAGCACGAACACAUCCAAACCACAUACGCCAAAGCCAAGGAGGCCCAAAGACUAGCCGAGAAGCUGAUCACCCUGGCCAAGCGCGACAAUGAGCCCUGCCGGCGGUCAGCGCAAGGAAUUCUCUAUAUGCCGCACCUACACCUGCCCAAACUUCUCGGUCCCCUAAAGGAACGAUACAUGAACCGCGAGGGCGGCUACACCCGCGUCGUCCGCACCGAGCCCAUGAACACCUACGACCAGGCCGAGAGCGCCAUCCUCGAGUUCGUCGACGGACCCCGCGACUCGCGCUUCAUGCUGACGGCCAAGACGGUGGCUCGCGACCGCAUGCUCGGCCAGGCGCACAGGGACCUGACGCUCGAGAACAUUGACAAGGUGACCAAACACCGGGGCGAGGCCGAGUUCGAGGCCAUGGUGAAGAGAUACAUGGUCAAGGAUAUCAAACGCAACCGCGACAACACACGAGAGAAGGCGCCAAAGAGAGCUACGUCUCCGAGUGAUGUAGAGUAG
Messenger RNA from Cordyceps fumosorosea ARSEF 2679, 597 nucleotides. RefSeq names its product 50S ribosomal protein L17. Gene Ontology annotation, cellular component: ribosome; mitochondrial large ribosomal subunit. Bases 1 to 597 code for a protein of 198 amino acids. The transcript has 2 exons. The record is from RefSeq and is a predicted model, not a curated record. Gene Ontology annotation, molecular function: structural constituent of ribosome. Lineage: Eukaryota; Fungi; Ascomycota; Sordariomycetes; Hypocreales; Cordycipitaceae. Gene Ontology annotation, biological process: translation.